Messenger RNA from Momordica charantia (bitter melon), 1814 nucleotides. It is a transcript of the gene RANBPM, whose product is annotated as SPla/RYanodine receptor (SPRY) domain-containing protein. Gene Ontology annotation, molecular function: protein binding. NCBI's taxonomy places the organism in Eukaryota, Viridiplantae, Streptophyta, Magnoliopsida, Cucurbitales, Cucurbitaceae. The record is from RefSeq and is a predicted model, not a curated record.
GAAUACUACAGAUUCUUUCUUUCUUGCUCCAUUGCGCUUCCUCUUCUUUCUUCGUUCGUCCUCAAUUCCCCAAAAACUUCCAUUGUUGUGCAGCCCGUAAGUUCAAAUUCGAAGUAUCCGAGUUCGCCUCGAAUUCAUUUGAAUUCUGAAAUGGUUCUUGAAUUCUAGGGGAACGGAUUUCCUUCAAGAUGAACAAUCACACCAACAUCAGCAACAACGUCAAUAGUGGCACUACUCCUCAAGAUCUCGGAUUGAAGUUCUUGGAAAUGGCUCGAUUGGGGCUUCCUCGGGGUAUAUGCGACAUGGACGAGGACGAGGAAUCUCCCACUGAGCUCAACACCAUCAACAGUUCCGGAGGUUUCUUGUUGGUUGCAACCGAUAAGCUUUCUGUCAAGUACACGAAUGUGAAUCUUCACGGCCACGAUGUCGGGGUCGUCCAGGCCAAUAAGCCAGCUCCAGUUAAGCGACUUGUCUACUACUUCGAGAUUCACGUAAAGGACGCUGGUGCCAAAGGUCAGAUUGCCAUUGGCUUCACUACCGACAGCUUCAAGAUGCGAAGGCAGCCCGGGUGGGAACCUAACAGCUGCGGAUAUCAUGGAGAUGACGGACUGCUUUAUCGUGGAUUGGGUAAGAAGGAACCUUUUGGUCCAACAUAUACGUCUGGGGAUACGGUUGGUGCUGGAAUUAAUUACACCUCACAAGAAUUCUUUUUCACAAAAAAUGGGAUAAUAGUUGGAGCAGUGGAGAAGGAUAUGAAGGGUCCCUUGUUCCCUACAAUUGCUGUUCACAGCCAAAAUGAAGAGGUGCAAGUCAACUUUGGACAGAAGCCAUUUGCUUUUGAUCUCAAGGUAUUUGAAGCACAAGAGAGGAUGAAGCAACAAGCCACAAUUGAGAAGUUAUCUUUGCCAUCAAAUGUUAGUUAUAGAAUAGUGCGCUCAUACUUACAACAUUAUGGUUAUGAGGACACGCUCAAUGCGUUUGAUAUGGCUUGCAAAAGCACCGUUCCUCCUAUCUAUAUAGCUCAGGAAAGUGGCUUUGAUGAGCAAGAUAUCAUGUAUGCUCUGAACCAUAGAAAGACUCUAAGACAGCUCAUCAGGAAGGGGGAGAUUGAUGCUGCACUUGGAAAUCUCAGUGAAUGGUAUCCGCAGAUUGUUCAGGAUGAAAAAUCAGCUACUUGCUUUCUCCUUCAUUGUCAAAAAUUCAUCGAAUUAGUCAGGGUUGGAGCCCUAGAGGAGGCUGUUAAAUAUGGAAGAAAUCAAUUGGCAAAAUUUUAUGGUCUGCCCGGGUUUCAGGACCUAGUUCAGGACUCUGUUGCUUUGCUGGCCUAUGAACGACCUCAAGAGUCCCCCGUUGGUUAUCUUCUUGAGGAUACGCAGCGCGAAAUUGUAGCUGACACGGUGAAUGCCAUGGUCUUAUCAACUAAUCCGAAUGUGAAAGAUUUGCAAGGUUGCUUGCAUCCGUAUCUCGAACGGUUACUCCGGCAGCUGACUGCUUGCUGCUUGGUAAGAAGGUCUUUGAAUGGGGAUCAAGGUGAGGCAUUCCAACUGCACAGAGUGCUUAACAGCAGUAAAAAGGCCAAGUGCUAGUUGCCUGGUCACGACCUUUAUGUUCUGUGCCUGAAAAUACUGUGUCUAAUAGGGGUCCCAUUAGUGUUUCAUUUCUUUAGGAAAUUGGGUUCUCUCUGUGUAUGGCCUGUAAUCCUGUAAAGUCAGUACUAUACUUUGUAUGAAAUUUAUAUGAACUAUAAACUUGGAUGAGAGGUUCAAUGAAAUUCUUAUAAAUGCACAUCUAUUGCAGCAUGUUUUGUUAACAAA